ACAUGAGAAAGAUCAGUAAAAAUAAUACGCGUUCUCAAUCCCUUAGAUAUCAUGAUAUAUUUCCUUCUUAAUUAACACCACAACGCACCAGAGAAAUUAUUCCAAAGCUCCUCACACAGAAACAAACAGCAAAAAUAUUGCACGUACCAGACUGAUAAUGGAGUCCGUCGUCUCUGAGCUUGAAGGCACGCUCCUGAAGGAUUCCGAUCCUUUCUCCUACUUCAUGCUUGUGGCCUUCGAGUCGUCCGGUUUGAUCCGUUUCGCGUUGUUACUACUUCUAUGGCCUGUGAUUCUGCUUCUGGAAUUGCUCCGUCUGGAGGAUGUUGGGCUGAAGCUGAUGAUCUUCGUGGCGACGGCGGGAGUUUCCCAGACGGAGAUAGAUUCAGUGGCGAGGGCUGUGUUGCCGAAGUUCUUGAUGGACGAUCUUGAUAUGGAAGCUUGGAAGGUGUUUAGUUCGUACGAGAAGAGGGUGGUGGUGACGAGAAUGCCGAGGGUUAUGGUGGAGAGGUUCGUGAAGGAGCAUCUUCGUGCUGAUGAAGUGAUCGGAAGUGAGCUGUGGAUUAGCCGAUUCGGGUUCGCCACCGGGUUGGUUCGAGGUGGUUCGCUUGAUACUUUGCGUGAAAGGGUUGCCAUGGUUUUCCAGGACGAGGCUCCAACUUUGGGUCUGGGAAGAAGAACUGGUUCUUGUGGCUCCAUCUUGCAGCUAUGCAAGGAACAAAUGCAACCGCCGGUAAUGGCAAACAAAGAGCACGAUCGCGAGUUUCUCCGCCCUCUUCCGGUGAUCUUUCACGACGGCCGUCUGGUGAAGCGACCGACCCCUUCCAUCGCCCUACUGAUCCUCCUGUGGAUGCCUUUGGGCAUUCUGCUGGCAACAAUACGCAUCAUGGUUGGCCUAAUAUUGCCUUUCUGGGCAGUUCCCUAUAUCUCAGGCCUCUUCGGCGGCAAGGUCAUCGUCAAAGGAAAGCCGCCACCACCUGUUGCUCCCGGCCAAUCCGGCGUUCUCUUCGUGUGCACUCAUCGCACCCUCAUGGACCCCGUCGUCCUCUCUUCUGUCCUCCAACGCAAGAUUCCGGCAGUCACGUACUCCAUUUCCCGGCUAUCAGAGAUCCUCUCGCCUAUCCCCACCCUUAGGCUCACAAGGACACGACACGUGGAUGCCGAAAUGAUCAAGCGCGAACUAUCCAAAGGUGAUUUAGUGGUGUGCCCCGAAGGAACGACUUGUCGCGAACCGUUUCUGCUGAGGUUUAGUGCGCUGUUCGCUGAACUAACCGACAGGAUAGUUCCGGUGGCGAUGAACUACAGGGUAGGGUUCUUCCAUGCGACAACGGCGAGGGGUUGGAAAGGAAUGGACCCGAUAUUCUUCUUCAUGAAUCCGAGACCGAUGUACGAGGUGACGUUCUUGAACCAGUUGCCGAUGGAGGCGACAUGUUCGGCGGGGAGGAACCCACAUGACGUGGCGAACUAUGUGCAGAGGAUAUUGGCGGCGACGUUAGGGUUUGAGUGCACCAACUUUACGAGGAAGGACAAGUACAGGGUUUUGGCCGGAAACGAUGGAACUGUGUCUCGUACGACGUCGUUGGCUGAUAAAAUGAUGAAGUUGGCAAAGACCUUCAAGCCUUUCUUGCACUAGGAUAUUGCAAGACCAGAAAAUAGUACAAGUUUGUUUGUAGAAUAAACUGUACCUAACCUGCCGUGGAUGUGUGUCAUAUAGUUAAAUCCUUCAAUCAUUUAUUUAUUUUUGGUUGGAUUAAUGUUUUAAUCAUUUAUUUAAUUUUCAAGUUUUGAAUAUUUGAUCAUUUAUAUAUCUUUGUCAUCUUCAAGUUUA
Neltuma alba is the source of this 1825-nucleotide messenger RNA. RefSeq names its product glycerol-3-phosphate acyltransferase 5. The transcript is spliced from 2 exons. The record is from RefSeq and is a predicted model, not a curated record. Lineage: Eukaryota; Viridiplantae; Streptophyta; Magnoliopsida; Fabales; Fabaceae. Gene Ontology annotation, molecular function: phosphatase activity; glycerol-3-phosphate 2-O-acyltransferase activity. Gene Ontology annotation, biological process: cutin biosynthetic process. Bases 158 to 1630 code for a protein of 490 amino acids. Gene Ontology annotation, cellular component: membrane.